CUUUUUUUCACACACGUGCUUAAACGCUUCUUUUUCUUUUUCUGUAUAUAAAUAAUUAAAAUAGUACAAGUUCUUGACCAUUCCCUUUUUUCUCUCCUUUAUCUCAAUCCCUAUUUUUGCUUAUUUUUAAUUACAGUCUUCAAAUAAUGCCUUGUUUCAGCCAACCUCCAUCUGUAGUUCUCCAUCUCAUACUACGCAAGAUCAUAGACCCGGACAAUUUCGACAUUGAUGCAUGGACCGCAACCCUCCCGCUCCUGGGCGUCUGUCGUAAAUGGAGAAAGACAGCAGCACCUCUAGUCUACAGAAACGCCAUUCUGGACGGAACCAACGAGCACGGCACCGGCUUCACCAAGCUCAUUCAAUCCAUUACCGAUACCGCAAAUACAGAGCCCAAGCUAAUCUUCACGAACAUCGGCCUGAUCAGGGCCACCGGGAACACCCACAUGGUCAAAACCCUGCAUGUCACUUUGGAUUAUCCGCAGUACUGCCAGUCGCUAGUCACCAAAUCGCCGUCGAUAUUCUCGUUUGAUGAUUGCAACUGGACCAACGUCCAAAGCAUCGCCAUUGUGGGUACCAUCGAGGUCGGCAGCAACGAGGAUGAAGAGGAGGAAGUGCAGUCGGACUAUUGCCACGAGGCACGCACUUUAGCUGAGCAGUUUGCCAAACACAUGCCCAAUGUUUCCGAACUGCAUUUGCCUAUAAACGACGAAACCAAUGGCAUUCAACCUAUUACCCAAAUGCUGCCCCGGCUCUACGCUUCUAAGCUUAAAUACCUGGAAUGCUGCGAGCCGCUUGCACUCGUGGAAUCAACCGAGUUUGCCCAGCUAACCGAUUUAGAAGUUGAUUUGGGCUCGACUGAGUUUGUUCCACGCGUAUAUGUGGAUAUGUUGGAGCACCUGGUUUUAACAAACGUCAACGAGAGUUUUGCCUGGAAAAAACUAACAAUUGGCGAGCAAUCUUCCAGCAUUGUUUUCCCAAACCUGCUCAACUUUACCCUGUCCAUUGAUGAGGCUGCCGAUAUAAAAUCAAUGAACAGUCAAGGUAAAGUGCACUUCCCAGCAGUCAUACAACUGGACAUUACAGCCCCCACUUUUGCUCACUUGGAACACAUCCUGAGCUUUAAACAAUGCCAUUGGCCAAACGUCACCACGCUCGAUAUAGACGUGGAAGAACUAAAAUUUAGCACCUCUGACGAUUCAUUCAACGUAACUGAAAAGCGCGUCAAAUCUCUGGCAUCCAACAUUAAACGAAACAUGCCCAAAGUGACCCAACUAACCCUCAACGAAUGCGCAGCCGAUAGAACUGCAUUCUACAACAUGUUAUUUAAUAUGUACGUGGAUCAGCUAGAUUACGUGGAUUUGGCGUACCCGGUGACAUUCACCGCUGCUCGGUUUGCGCCGCAGCUUACUCACCUGAUACUGCAUCAUUCGCGCUCUUACACUUUGCGCAGUUUGCCUGGACUAUUCGCCAAAACUUUGGAGAAAUUCCAGCUUGUUGACGCAGACGCGUGCUUUUCCUGGGACUUAUUUGGAGAUAAUAAUUCAACAUCACUGGGGGCGCUGAAUUUUGAACAGCUAAGAGAGAUAGACGUUAAUUUUGGCUGGCUCGAACACGACGAAAUAGCGGAUUACCAAAUGUGUGUGGAAAGCAUUCAGGGACAAGGCCAAACCCCUGUAUUGGCCAUCAACUGUCCAAAACUUCACACCGUAAAGGUAACUAACGCAACAAUCAACAGACUUCAAAGACUAAUGCCUUACGGAUACUGUCAAUGGUCCACGGUCAAAACCCUGCAUGUCGCCACACGCAAUUGUGACUUUUAUUAUGCUGAAGCAUACAGCAGCGAUGAAAAUUACUUCAAGGCGACUAAAUUAUUUGCAGAAUAUUUUGUCUCUGGCAUGCCCAGCAUCAGUAACUUGGUUGCCUGUGUGGAAAGUGAUUGCGAUAUAUAUGCAGAAUAUUUCUGCAAAUAUAUUGCUAGCGCAUAUGCGCAUCAGGCUGAAUCGUAUGAGUGUAAUAUUUUGCCUAAUGUGAUGUUGGAUGCAGAUAUAUUCUUGUCGAAUAUUAGAUGUUUGAUUGUUGAUGUUGGCGCCCGGGGAGUGAUCACGUUGCCUAGGGUGAAUCCGGAAAAAAUCGAAAAGAUAUGUAUUUAUGGAAACCUUGAUGAUUUCAAUUGGCAAAUGUUUGUAGACAAAACCAACAUAAACAAUGAUAAUACUAAAGUAAAGGAUAUUGUUUUUGAAAAUCUCAAACAUUUUGAAGUAGAACAGGCAGGCGAAUACCUGGAAAAUCCAAAUGAUAAACUGAUCAAAAGCAACAACCAGCCAUUUAAUUUACACAUGCCUUGCUUGCGCAAUCUGAUCGUUAGGAAUAUAUACAAUAACAGCAGUUUAUUAAAUGCAACCAUUAGUUUCACCCACCUGGGUAAUGUGGAAAUCAAAGGGUUCACACAGGGCGCUAAAGCUGCUGAGUGAUUCCACCAUAAGCAAAAAUAAAAAUAAAAAAUCAGCACGUGCAAUGUUGAAAUCCGCACAAAACCCCCCAAUGAUAUUAUAGAUGACGUAUUAUACCAAGUAACAAAUGAUUUUUACACAGGCCCGAUUAAAAUAAAACAGUCCGGGCUCUACAUAGAUAUAAACGGGGACACCACCCUAGACCCCCAUAA
Molecule: messenger RNA, 2662 nt
Organism: Kickxella alabastrina
Lineage: Eukaryota; Fungi; Kickxellomycota; Kickxellomycetes; Kickxellales; Kickxellaceae
Exons: 1
Coding region: 147-2471 (774 amino acids)
Source: RefSeq, a predicted model, not a curated record